ACGAAGGAGAGAUGGAUUGUGGCUCUGUCAAAUAAUUAGUUUAUAUCGAAAUCUUUAGUGCUUUAAUUAAUAUUUAGUUCUGCUAUUAUAAAAAUAAUUGUAAUGAUGGACUAUUUAUCAAAUAUUAAUUGGAACAAACUCACGCCAUGCCUAGUGUUGUUAGUUUUAGAAGUUUUAUUAGAUUUUUCAGAGUGCACGUCACAAGCUGAAGUGAACAAGCACUUGGAGCUGGGCCGCGAUUUCCUCGCUCGUGGUCAGCUGUCUGACGCACUCACACAUUAUCACGCCGCUGUUGAGGGCGAUCCACAUAACUACCUCACAUAUUUUAAACGAGGCACUGUAUAUUAUGCACUUGGUAAAGCAAAAUUUGCCUUGCAGGACUUUACAAAAGUCUUGGAAAUUAAAGCUGACUUCACAGCUGCGAGACUUCAUAGAGCCAAUGUCUACCUCAAGCUAGCACAGUACAGAGAGGCCAAAGAAGACUAUUUACAAGUUGCGUACAGCGAGCCGUACAAUGAGGAGGCGGCGGCGGCGCUGCAGCGCGUGGACGAGCUGGCGGACGAGCUGCGCCUGGCGGAGGCGUACUACCGCGGCCGCGACCACCGCGCCGCCGCCGAGCUGGCCACGCGCCUGCUGGACGCGUCGCCCUGGGCCGCGCAGCUGCGCCAGCUCCGCGCCGAGUGCUACAUCGCGCUGAACGAUCUCUUCUCGGCGGUUUCCGACAUCCGCUCGGUGAACCGUCUGCAGCAGGACUCGACGGACGGCUACUUCCGUCUCGCCUCGCUGCUCUACCAGCUCGGGCACGUCAGCGACGCUCUCAAGGAAAUCAGGGAGUGCCUUAAACUGGAUCCCGAACAUAAGUCGUGCUUCCCGUUCUACAAGAAGAUAAAGAAAGUUGACAAGCUGCUACUCGACUGCGAGGAGAAGAGUCAGUCGCGCGACUUCCUCGGCUGCGUCGAAAGCGCCAACAAGGUCCUGCGCGUAGAGGACCAAGUCACGCUGGUCGUGUUCGAGGCCCGGCGUUGGCUCUGCAGCUGCUACGCCAAGGAGGAGGCGCACUCGGAGGCGCUGUCGGCGUGCGCGAGCGCGCUGGAGCUGCAGCGCGACGCGCGCGUGCUGUGCGACCGCGGGGACGCGCUGCUCGGCCUCGACAUGUUCGACGACGCCAUUCAUUCAUAUAAAGAGGCUUUGGAGUUAGAGGAAGGUUUGCAGCGAGCCAAGGAUGGGAUUAGCAGAGCUCAGAAACUACAGAAGCAGUCAGAACAGAGAGAUUAUUAUAAGAUUCUAGGUGUUAAGAGGACGGCGACGAAGCAAGAGAUAGUCAAAGCGUAUCGCAAGGCUGCUCAGAAGUGGCAUCCGGACAACUUCCAGGGAGAUGAGAAGAAGCUGGCAGAGAAAAAGUUCAUCGACAUCGCCGCAGCAAAAGAGGUGCUGACGGACGCGGACAAGCGCGCGCAGUUCGACGCGGGCGGCGACCCGCUGGACCCCGAGCGCGGCGCGCCGUCGCCCUUCGCGCACUUCCAGCACGGCUCGCCCUUCCAGUUCAAGUUCCACUUCAACUGACGACCCUCCGCUAGUCGCAGGCCUCGCGUCGCUUCAAGCCUAAUAUUUAGGUUCUCGUUGCGCGCGUGACCUAUUUCGAAAUGAAAUGGCUUUCUCCGCUCCUAACACUUUAAUCGGAACGAUAUUUUUCACAGUACAAAUGAAUGCUUCGCGUACUUACUCUUCAGCACUUUUUUUUUUAAUUACUUAAUAAGCUAAAAAUGUUUUGUUGUUAAUUAAAAACAUGCAUAAUUUAAAUGAAAAGAGGACAGAUAUAUUAUAAUGAAAUAUAUGAUAAUAUGCUAGAAAUAAUUUAUUUUUCUCACGAAUGUUGCCAGUUACAAUCGCUUAAUGCUAGUCUUAAGUUAUUCAGAGAAACAAAAUAUGUCAUAUAUUAUUUAUUACUUUUAAAUAAAAUAUAUGACUUAACAAAAAUUCGAAUGAUAUGAAUUGAAUAACUUGUCAUUCGAAUUAUGUUACAUAAAGUCCUAUAUAUGUAUGUAAUAGAAACGUUGACAAUACUACAGCAUACAUUUAUCUCAUUACGCCAUUAGGACAUAAUAUUUCUUAUAUUAAAGGUGUGUUACUAAAAUAAUACAAAAUGUUGUCAGUGCUUAAAAUUGUUUGUUAAUUGUUGCAUAUUGAAAUUCAAUCCACACACCGGGCAACACUCACGUAAUCGUCCCGUAUUCCUUUUAUGUGCUGCCGAAAGCGUGGACACGAUCCGUGAUGUUUAUUUCGACUUUUUGUUUCAAAUUUUGCUAACUUUUCAUUUGGUUUUUUUUUUUUGCUAACUAGUCAAUUCCGUUUAUUUUAUACAAACUCACACGUACAAUGAAUUAUCUGAAACUUCUGUCGUUAAUAUAGCAGAUACAGUAGCCGCGCCUUUAAUAUAUUAUCGAAUCGUUAAAGUUCUCAUUACUGCGUGAAAUAAUUUAUUUAUAUUAUUUAAACUAUGAACAGUUUUGGCGUUUUUAGCUGUAAUCGUGCAUUUUGAUAAAUUAUUGUACAAAAUAAGACUAUGAGAACAUUCAAAACGACCGAUUUAUAUAUUUUUUUUCAUAAUCGUUUUCGAUGAAAAAAUACGUUGAAGCUCGUUUUGAAGGUUUUCUUGAAUUUUGUAAAAGUUCUGUCGAUAUGAACUGCACGCGGCACUCGUUCUUCCAAAGCACGUGUCGACACGUGUCACGUGCGCUGUAGUGUAGGCCGAACGACACCACGGCGCGUCGGUCGAAACGUAAACGCAAGUUACGUUUAAAAUAGUUUCGUUCUCUACUUAAAGACAUUUCGUAUUUAUAUUGUAAAUAUUACGGAAGUUAUACAGGGCGCUCAUUUCGGGUCGAUUUCUUUUUAUCUUUAAGUAGAGAAUAGUGCGUAGUAUUUCGGUCCGACUGUUUAUAAAUAUUUGUUUUAAAUAAGUUAUUUUGUUGUGAUUUAAACCAACAUUGUAAAUAUUUUAGAAUAAAAAGAUUUAUGAUA
Molecule: messenger RNA, 3021 nt
Organism: Nymphalis io (European peacock)
Lineage: Eukaryota; Metazoa; Arthropoda; Insecta; Lepidoptera; Nymphalidae
Gene: P58IPK
Product: dnaJ homolog subfamily C member 3
Exons: 11
Coding region: 103-1563 (486 amino acids)
Biological process (GO): protein folding in endoplasmic reticulum
Cellular component (GO): endoplasmic reticulum
Molecular function (GO): misfolded protein binding; protein-folding chaperone binding
Source: RefSeq, a predicted model, not a curated record